ACUCACAAUUCAAACCCCCAAACUUUCUCAGUCGACCCACCUUCAAUACGCACCGUUUCACGAUGCCUUCCUCCGAUUCCUCCGUUUCCGUAAUUUCGCAAUGCACAAUUUACCCCCACCAGAAAUCCACAAUCAAAUCCCUGAAGCUCUCCGUCUCUGAUCUUCCUAUGCUCUCCUGCCACUACAUCCAGAAGGGCGUCCUCCUCGAAUCCCCUUCCUGCUCCUCCGCCGACCUCCUCCCCUCCCUCAAACACUCCCUCUCCCUCGCCCUCUCCCACUUCCCCGCUCUCGCCGGCCGCUUCGAGACUGACGCCGACGGCCACGUCCACAUAGUCUGCAACGACGCCGGCGUCAAUUUCGUCCAUGCCAAAGCCAAGACCCUCUCCGUCGACGCCGUCUUGCGGCCCAACGCCGACGUUCCACAUUGCUUCAGGAACUUCUUCGCCUACGAAAGGACUUUGAGCUACGCCGGCCAUGUCAGGCCUCUGGCCGCCGUCCAGGUCACCGAGCUCGCAGACGCGGUCUUCAUCGGAUGUACGGUCAACCACUCCGUCGUCGACGGUACCUCUUUCUGGCACUUCUUCAACACCUUCGCCGAGAUUAACAGAGGCGCCAAGAAAAUGUCAAAAUCUCCUGAUUUUUCCCGUGACACCGUCUUCAACUCGCCGGCGGUGCUCCACUUCCCCGAAGGCGGCCCUAAGGUAACCUUUUCCGGCAACGACCCGCUGAGAGAGCGAAUCUUCCAUUUCAGUAGAGAAUCGAUUCUCAAACUGAAAAACAGAGCCAAUAACACUCUGUUUAAAACAACACAUAACUGUAACGGUAAUGGUAACGAUUACGGUAACGGCCUUUCUGAAUCGGCCGAGAUUUUCGGGAAGCAGUGCAAUGACAGCUGGAAAGCCGUUCCUCGAUAUAACGGCGCGAAAACGUCGGAGAUUUCGUCAUUUCAAUCUUUGAGCGCGCAGCUCUGGCGCUCCGUGACACGAGUCAGGAAUCUGCCCCAUCCCAAAACGACGACGUUUCGCAUGGCUGUGAACUGCCGCCACCGCCUCCAGCCGAAGAUGGACUCGCACUACUUCGGGAACGCGAUACAGAGCAUCCCGACCGUCGCUACCGCCGGCGAGCUGCUUUCUCGAGAUCUGCGCUGGGGAGCCGAGCUCCUCCACAAGAAUGUGGUGGCGCACGAUGACGCCACCGUUCGCCGCGGCGUGGAGGAUUGGGAGAGCGCGCCGAGGCUCUUCCCGCUGGGGAACUUCGACGGUGCGAUGAUCACUAUGGGCAGCUCGCCGCGAUUCCCGAUGUACAACAACGAUUUCGGGUGGGGCAAACCUCUCGCCGUGCGGAGCGGCGCGGCCAACAAAUUCGACGGCAAGAUAUCGGCGUUUCCUGGGAGGGAGGGCAACGGGAGCGUUGAUUUGGAGGUGGUUCUGGGUCCCGAGACGAUGGCGGGUCUGCUGUCCGAUGGAGAGUUCAUGCAAUACGUAUCGGCUGUAGAAUGAGCCGGGUUGUAGCCGAUCCAGCAGUGACGGUGGGUGGGUCGUGGGAAUUAGGAGUGGUUUUUUAGUGUAUUUAAAGCGUGGCUGAGUAUCAUAUGUGUUUUAAGCGCAUUGAAAUUUUUUUCGAAAAUUAGGACAUGUCAAAACUUAGUCAAUCGCUGUGCGAGAUUGAUUUGGACGGUUGUGAUGAGACGUCAAACAGCGACGUUUUGGCUACUAGUGUAGCGUGUGUUGGGUUGUUGGUACUUGCCAUUUGGUAGGGGAUUAGGAUAUUAUGUUAUGUACAGAGACCUUUAUUCUCAUUUUUCAAAAAAAAAAAUGUGAGAUCUUCUUGACCAUUAGAUUUAACUUUAAUAAAAUUCUGUAGCUGAGAUUAAAUCACAGGCCACAGAAUCUCAACUACAUGAUUUUAUUAAAGCUAAAUCUAACGGUUAAGAGAAUAUUCCUAUUUUUUUUGAAAAAUGAGGAUCUCUUUUCUUAAAGACUUCCAUGUUAUGUAUAUUAUAUAUUUUAUCUACUUCAUAAAUAUGCACGUGACGAAAUUGCCCAACUUAA
This is a messenger RNA of Pyrus x bretschneideri (Chinese white pear), 2051 nucleotides long. RefSeq names its product BAHD acyltransferase DCR. The record is from RefSeq and is a predicted model, not a curated record. The coding region runs from base 63 to 1499 and encodes 478 amino acids. The transcript has a single exon. NCBI's taxonomy places the organism in Eukaryota, Viridiplantae, Streptophyta, Magnoliopsida, Rosales, Rosaceae.